UUGUAGCUACAGUCGAAGGACUCUGUAGUCUGUACUCACUACUUCCUUUUUGAUAUCGUCUGGUGUGCUCCUGCUGAGCCAUGGCGAUGCCCAACGCAAGCCGUGCCGCUGAUCAUCCUGCUCCGGCGCAUCAGCAUCCGCACGACUGCGAGGCUGUUGACGAGUUUCUCCGCGGAAUGCGGGAGCUGCAGGCGACGGGCACGUUGUGCGAUGUCGUCCUCCAAGGCAGCGACGCGGAUGAUGUGGAAGGAUCCGCGCUGGCCAACGGUAUCCCGUGUCACCGCGCCGUCCUCACCGUGCACAGCGCCUACUUUCGGGCCGUCUUCACGCACAACUGGAAGGAUUCCCGGGAUCCCGUCUUCCCGCUGCACAAUGUCGACACUGCUACGAUCAACGCGUUGGUGCGUUAUGCGUACACGCUGACGAUCCGUCUGAACGCGGACAACGUGGCGUCCAUCCUGGUGGCGGCGCAGUUCCUGCAGAUGGACCGCGUGGCCGGCCAGUGCUGGGCCUACCUGCAGCGGCACCUCAACGUGGCCAACUGUUUGGUCGUCCAUUCCUUGGCGUCCAACCACCACCGCCCCGAUCUGGCCGCCGCCGCCCUGGCCCUCAUCCAUCAGCACUUUCUGCAGUUGGCGGAGACUCCCGAAUUCCUUAAGAUGAAUGCGCAACAGUUGGUGGACGUGUUGGCAUCGGAUGCCGUCGCGGUGGUCAGUGAGGAUCAGGUGUGGCAGGCGCUGCAGCGCUGGCUGGCCCACGACCAUGCCGCACGCCGGGCGCAGCUGCACACCGUCCUGCCGCUGGUCUGCGUGCCCUUCCUCAGCGAGCCGGCCGCGCGGGAGUACGGGCUGGCGCUGGCCAGUGCGCCGGCCACGUCGACGGGAAGCGGCGGGCAGAAUGUCGUGGCGGGCGGGUCGGCGCCCCACCCCGCACCCCGCCAUUCCUACGGCGAAGAAGACAAGAUUCCUGGACGACACGGGAAAAAACACUGGCAGGCACCGUGCUGCGGCAGGGUAACGGACAAUUCCGCUAAUUUGUGGCGCCACAUUUAUGGUCAAGAGGCUACACCCAGUCAAAAGGCCAGCCUGCCAUGUAGGAAAUGGAGGACGGGAAAAGGGGAAAAACGGUAUAAGCAGCAGAAGCCGCCAGCAGAGCUCCCGCUGGAAUUCUACCUCAACCCAAAAAUUCCGCAACCGAAUCCGGAGGAAAAGACCCACCGCAUAAACGUGAAGAGGAUUCCAUAUCCGGACUGGCGUGUCAUGCGCAUCCGAGAAAAAGACAAGCCAGCUAAAUACACGCCGGGGGCCGCCGGCCGCCGGCGUCACCCGGCCCCGCCUCCGAAGCGCGUCAAGAAGAAGUAA
Molecule: messenger RNA, 1361 nt
Organism: Paramacrobiotus metropolitanus
Lineage: Eukaryota; Metazoa; Tardigrada; Eutardigrada; Parachela; Macrobiotidae
Product: kelch-like protein 17
Exons: 5
Coding region: 81-1361 (426 amino acids)
Molecular function (GO): protein binding
Source: RefSeq, a predicted model, not a curated record